Molecule: messenger RNA, 2058 nt
Organism: Pseudozyma hubeiensis SY62
Lineage: Eukaryota; Fungi; Basidiomycota; Ustilaginomycetes; Ustilaginales; Ustilaginaceae
Product: carboxylesterase
Exons: 2
Coding region: 1-2058 (685 amino acids)
Source: RefSeq, a predicted model, not a curated record
AUGGGCCAAACUUCAAGCACCUUUAUCGACCACGCUGCGGCGACCGUCGAGAUCGCUGACCAAGGUACGCUCAUCGGUCGAAUCGCCCAGGACAAUACCACCGGUCAGCUCAAGUCUCAACGUUUCGCCGGCAUCCCCUACGCCCAACCACCUCUCGGACCACUCCGAUGGAAGAGACCGCAACCUCUACCCACCACCUUUCGCUACGAUUCCCACGACAAGCAGUACACUCACUUCGCCUCUCAAAGUCCACAACCGACCAACUACGCCCUCACGAACGGCAUCACUUUUCCCGACGGACCCCUCUUCCCGCAGAGCGAAGAUUGCCUCUACCUCAACAUUUGGUGUCCCGUACGGCCUGAUGGAUCGAGAUUCCCGCACAAGCUUCCGGUGCUGUUCUUCAUUCACGGAGGAUGGUUGCAGAUCGGCAAUGCACAAAUGUCGUCGGAGAAGGAUCCAAGUGAUCUGCUACACACUGCUGGAUUGGAAGCGAUUAUAGUGACCACGGCGUAUCGGUUGAAUGUGUUUGGAUUCCUGGCACACGAUGCAUUACGCAAGGAAGAUCCGGAUGCUUUGACAGGGAAUUACGGCUUCUGGGAUCAAAGAGCUGCUCUCGAAUGGGUACACACCAACAUUCAGCACUUCGGUGGUGACCCGGACAACAUCACCGUCAGCGGCCUUUCGGCGGGCGCACACAGUACGCAUUCCCAGCUGAUGCACGAGUUUGAUCUUUCCGUCCGAAACCCUCAGUACAAACCGAUCAUCAGGAGGGUCUUUUUACAAUCGAAUGCGGCUAUUUGGCCUUCCAAGCCGGUCGAAGAGGCUAGAGAUCAGCUUGACGAGCUCGCAAGGCUCCUUAACGUUUCAACAGAGCUGGACGAUGAGGAGAAAAUCGCACGAUUGCGAGAAGUCGAUGCCUUGGACAUGGUCCGAGUGUUGGCGAAGAUGGACAUGCACACCUUUCGGGCUACUCGAGAUACGAGGCCAGAAGCAUUUGUGAAGCCAGACUGGACCAAGGCGAUGAUGGAUGGUCGACUAGCGAGAUGGUGCCAGCAGCAGGGGGUUAGCUUUGUUAUCGGAGAGUGCGAUGAUGAAGAGUGGGUCUAUCGUUAUAUCAACACGCCUACAGACAAGGCUGGAUUGGUCAGACAGGUCCACAACUACUACACACUGCCGUUGGUGGAGAAGAUGCUGCCUUACUACGGUAUCCAGGUCGAUUCGCAAGCUGCAACAGAUGGUCAAGGGUCCGCGAGGACUAGCAGAGGAAAAGCGUCGUCAGCGACAGCGGGGGACCGUUCACUGUACGACACGCUCGGAGUCAAGCCAUCAGCCACGACCGCCGAGAUCAGAGCUGCCUACCUCGCCCAAGUCCGUCAAUAUCAUCCAGAUAAGCUGCAACAGCAAGCUAGUCAAUCAUCUACCCAAAUUGAUCCUUCCAAGAUCGCGGAUUCACCCACCUCCGACAACUUGAUCCGUCAACUCAACCACGCAUACAAAACACUCAGCGACGACCAGCAGCGUUCACAAUACGAUGACUCACUCUCAGCAGCACGGACUUCCUCCUCCUCCACAGCAUCGCAUCCACGUAUCUCCGCCACCGUCGACUUCGAAUCAUUCCAGCUCUCCCACGAGGCAGACCUGAUCUUCAGCUACCCGUGUCGAUGCGGUUCCUCGUACAACAUCUCCGAAGAUCAGAUCCACAACCGAAUCGACAUCAUCGGCUGCGAUGGAUGCUCGGAGAAUAUUCGCAUUCGAUACGACGAAGAUCCUCCGCAAAAGGACGCCGAUGAGAUCGGUUCCAUCUUCGGUCGGGUCUGCAGCGAUUCUCAGGUGUACAUCGCCGAACGCAUGUUCAUCACCGACCUGAUCCAAGCAGGUUUCCCACCGGAGAGGGUUCUGCGGUAUCGGAUCAACUAUCGUGUCAAGGCGAUCGAUGCGGUUUUGCCGGGAUAUGGUGGGCAUGGAGCAUCUCCAAUAGACAUCAAACCUUCAAGUCUUGGUCACCCUGAAAUCUAUUGCAAUCAACAACGCUACAACAGCCAUGACAGCUGCGAAUGA